Messenger RNA from Anthonomus grandis grandis, 569 nucleotides. RefSeq lists its product as uncharacterized. The coding region runs from base 151 to 528 and encodes 125 amino acids. The record is from RefSeq and is a predicted model, not a curated record. Lineage: Eukaryota; Metazoa; Arthropoda; Insecta; Coleoptera; Curculionidae. The transcript is spliced from 3 exons.
UUGUCCUUCGUGUAAGGAGGUGCGGUGUCGGUUAAUAUAAGAAUCAGAAUAUCCUGGUUGUAGAGUUCAGUACCGGCGAGAAUAGCGAGUAAAUUAAAAUCGGAUGGGCAUUACUUUUUUGAAUUAUUUAGUGAAGUUUUUGUGAGAAUCAUGGCGAGUUUUAAAUGCGUGUUAACGUUACUACUUCUGGUAGUGGCAUUAUCCCAUGCAACGCCUACAUUUAAAAAGAAGUUCUUUGGAGGCGGUUAUGGUGGAGGCUAUGGAGGCGGUUAUGGUGGAGGGUACGGUGGAGGAUAUUACCAACGACCUGCUACGGUGCUUGUUGUGAAAAAGGUGUAUAGUGGCGGUUAUGGAGGAGGAUAUCAUCCAGGAUAUAGUGGAGGUCACUACGGAGGAGGUGGCUAUGGAGGAGGAGGCGGCUAUGGAGGUGGAUUCGGAGGUGGUGGCGGUGGUGGCGGCGGAGGCGGUGGUGGUUUUGGAGGCGGUUUCGGUUUUGGAGGUGGUUUCGGAGGAGGCUACGGAAAGUAAUUUAAUUUUUUUUUUGUAAAUACAUGAUUUUGUAAGAAAAA